Iphiclides podalirius (scarce swallowtail) is the source of this 2289-nucleotide messenger RNA. Lineage: Eukaryota; Metazoa; Arthropoda; Insecta; Lepidoptera; Papilionidae. The record is from the annotation of a GenBank genome assembly.
AUGGACCGUAGAAUGCGCGUCUUCAAGGCGCUGACUUUAUUGAUGAUAAUCAUCUCUCCCGUCAUCGCCUUCGUAGCUGGAGCUGACGGUCCAGUUAUAUUUCAAGAGGCUUUAGAAAACGAUAACGCGACGCUUUUUUGCGACUCUACACCGGAUUCAAAUGACGAUGAACUCAUGCUCCUUGUGUGGUAUAAGGACAAUGAAUCAAUUUAUAGCUACGAUGUCCGUGUGGGAAUCGAAUGGUGUAACAGCGUUUUCAAUGCCAGCGGUAGGAUAAUUGCUAACAUGUCUGCAAGUCCUACAACGUUUACCAUCUCAGCUUUAAGAGAAAAUGAUCAAGCGCUAUACCAUUGUAGAGUUGAAUUUCUGUUAUCACCUACAAGAAACGUGGGUGUUAACUUGUCCGUAACAGUAUUACCGAGUGAGCCAUUCUUUCUAGAUGAAUUAGGAAACACAGUUAUAAAUAAAACGAGGCCUUAUUACGAAGGAGACACUUUGGUGCUUAGUUGUCUUGUAAUAGGAGGUCGGCCGCCACCAAAAAUUAGUUGGUAUUCAGGCGAAUCAUUAGUUGACGCUACUGAUAGUAUAACUGAUAUACCAAAUGUAAGGCAAAAUGAGCUCUUCCUACCUCUUUCUCGAGAUAAUGCUGAUAAACUCUAUUGCAAAGCAACCAAUACGCAACUAGUACCACCGCAAGAGUCCAGUCUUUGGAUUGAGUUAUACUUGCCUGCCAACAAAGUGUCAAUUCAUUGGAUUCGAGGGUCAUCUAAUGGAGCUCUCAAUGCUGGGAUGAUAGCCGUUGCUCAAUGCAUUGCUUACGGUUCCCAUCCGAUCCCAGACUUAAUUUGGUAUUUAGACCACAAGCGUCUUGCACCUCAUACAAAUCAGACUUGGGACGGAACCCUUCAAGCUGCAGUAUCGCAAAUCCAGUUCACCCCGAACGUUGCUGACUAUCAACGGAUUUUAAAAUGCGAGGCGAUCAAUCCAAUAAUGCCACCGGAUCGAAAUUCAAAAUCAGACGUCGUGACCUUGAAUGUGACAUUUGCCCCUUUAGUGGAAAUUGUGCAACUUGGUGACAAACAGCGAAAUGAGAUUGCGGAACUCGAUUCUUUACAUCUAAAGUGUCAGGUUAAAGCGAAUCCACCAGUAAACAAGUUUAUGUGGUAUUACAACGAUGCAGAUAUCAAAACUGGAGGUAUUUGGGGUGACAACAUCCAUUCUCAUGAAUUAAUAAUAGAAGAGGUGACGCGCAAACAUAGUGGCAAGUACGCAUGUGCGGCAAGAAAUAUAAUCGGUGAAACCAGAGCUGAUCCUAUAAAUAUUAUUGUCCUAUAUCCACCGGAAUGCAUUAAGCCUGCCAUCACACUUAUUAAAGAAACACUUACUUGCAACGUUAAAGGCUUACCGGUCCCCGAUACAUAUUUUUGGCACAUCCAUCAGCCUGAAUAUGAUUCUCAACACUUAACUACAGGCUCUGCCUCAUUGUCUCUAGAUCAGUUAUCUGGACCGUUUUCGGACUCUAUAAACGUUAGUUGUGAGGCCGAGAAUGGAAUUGCUUCUCAAGAAAGGUCGUGCACAAAGAUCAUCAAAGUAGGCCACUUGAAGCCUCCGCAGCCGCAACGAUGUGAUCUUGCAUUUGAAUAUAAAGAAUUUCAAAUAAGGUGCAUACCAGUGGAAAAUGCGACGCAUUAUGAAUUAUCGCUUUGGCGUUUGUCGACGACCAACACUUCUUUGGUCUUGGAUCAGAAAAGAUCGAUAGAAGUUGGCAACAGCCUAGCUUUGAUGCAAAACGCAAACGAGCAGUGGCUCGUUAGAGGAGAAUUAGGAUUGCUGAAAGCUGGCGAUGAAGCCAGCGCAGCUGCCUGUAACCGAUAUGGUUGUUCUGCGGCCCUGCUUUUGAGACCCACUGAGACUUUGCUGAGUGCCGCCGUACCACCUUGGUGGGAAUUUUUCACCAGGCGCGACAUGGGUAUAUCUUUUGGCGUGGUACUGUUGCUUAUAAUGUUUGUCUGUUCGACAAUCCUUGCGAUACGCUUAGUAAGAAGAACCCGGCCGAAAGCGCAGGCACCAAUCAUACAAGUGCUCCAACUCGAUGACGUCACUCGAGACUAUCUCAGCCGGACAGGAGAUAUGCACUUGCACCCGUCACGAAGUCUGAGGUCUAACAGCAGCGAUUACUCCGAUGGUGCCGAGAGUCCGUCCCUGGUGGACUGUCACUGCACGCACACCGCCCGCGACUGGGUACCGCCGCCAGACGUCACACUUACACUUCAAAGGGAAAGCGCGGUU